UAUCAACCUUCCAAAAGCAACCUUGUGGACAGACAGCAUUGAAUUCUAAUACCACCACCACUAUCAACCUUUCUACUAACACAGAAGUAUACUAACGAUAAGGGAUCUCAACUACCUCAAAACCGGGGGAACCACACACCCCCCCCUUCUGCACAAUAGAAAAAGAUGCAACCGACGCCAGGGAUAGCCGAAGACCAAAACCAGAACCACAACCAGAACCCUCUGGUCUACCUCCACGCCGAACUCCUCCCACAUAUCCGCCACAUUACCCUCUAUGUCUCUGUUCCUGCCGAGGACAGCGACGCCCAAUCGGAAGAAACCUCUCGCACAUCAGUGAGGGAAACAAAGGGAGAUGUGCAACUCACACUCUCCGAAUCCCGCCGCGCGGUGUCAGUGUCGGUAUCCGUGACACCGUCGGUCUCGCCACUGUUUUCCGGCAGUGGCGACGACGAUGCCUCUUUGGCGAGGAGAGCAGCCGAGCCAGCGACGGAAACGAUGAAACUCCCCGCGCGUGUCACGGAGGGCGCAAGAUAUGUGCUUCGCGCACCGCAGUGGCAGCACACCCCUGAGGGGCGGCGGGAGUCGUCGUUUCGGAUGCAGGUUGACGCCGAUAAUGGGGAGGGACUGUUGGCGGGGAGUGGGGAAAAGGAGGAGCCGGUGGGCGGGUUUGUGCCGUGGAGGGCGCCGGAUAUGCGGUCGGGGACGAGGGUGAGGUGUCGCGGGUGUGAGAGGGUGGUUCUGGAUCAGCCUUCACGAUCGGCGGGGUGGGUGUGGAAGGAUCUGCCGAGUGGGAAUUGGGCUGAGAUGAUGGAUUUUUGGCACUGCCAUAAGCCGGAUCCUGAGGUUGGUCAUGAUGGCCAUGAUCUUGCAGAUGGGGAGGGCGAGGGUGGCCUUAAUGCCGGGGAUGAGCGGCGGCGGCAGCAGCAGCAGCAGGGUACAAAACCAGGUGAAGGUCGACCGGAUGAUCCAAAUGCAACGGUCAAAGGGUAUGGGGCUGCGAAUCAGGUCGUGGCUACCGUGGGCACGAUCCUGGUGGAUGUCGCGACGUUUCUGGUGGCGGCGGAGGAUUGUUUGGGGGUGAAGAAGGACCCGGACUCAGAUGAUAUCCGCUGUUGCAGUUGUAAUACAUUACUCGGCCAGGUCGACCUUACAGCCAAAGGCUGGAGACUCUUCAAGACCGCUCUCUCGGCCACGGCGAAGACUGGUACCGAGCAAUUGGAGUGGGAGACUCACCCCAUCGAGGUCAUCAUCGCCGCCCAGCUCCUGGAACUAGUCGAACGAGAAAGCGCCCGCCGCUUCGUUGUUCACUGCGGACAUAGCAGUGGAUUAUUGAUCUGGGUCUUCAACCCCGACAUGCGGUAUUCCAACUCGAGCGCCCACCACAGCAUCGCCGCCCAGCGAGCGAUGAAGGUGUUCUUUCAGCGUCUCCACAACGUGGAGCAGACGCUACACCCGGAGGUCGGGAAGCCGUCGAGCACGCUGGCAUUGGAGGAGGUACAGCUGCCGGAGGAGACGUAUCGGGCUUUCGAGGAGGUGCUGGACGCGCGGAAUGCGAUGCUGCCGGUGUCGGCGAGGGUGUUUAGGGAGUGGAGGGUGGGGGUUUUGCAUCGGUUGCAGCGACGUUGA
This is a messenger RNA of Aspergillus uvarum CBS 121591, 1626 nucleotides long. RefSeq names its product HECT-type E3 ubiquitin transferase. The coding region runs from base 166 to 1626 and encodes 486 amino acids. Gene Ontology annotation, biological process: protein polyubiquitination; proteasome-mediated ubiquitin-dependent protein catabolic process; protein monoubiquitination. The record is from RefSeq and is a predicted model, not a curated record. Lineage: Eukaryota; Fungi; Ascomycota; Eurotiomycetes; Eurotiales; Aspergillaceae. Gene Ontology annotation, molecular function: cyclin binding; ubiquitin conjugating enzyme binding; ubiquitin protein ligase activity. Gene Ontology annotation, cellular component: ubiquitin ligase complex; nucleus; cytosol. The transcript has 3 exons.